Engraulis encrasicolus (European anchovy) is the source of this 2505-nucleotide messenger RNA. It is a transcript of the gene ap1s1, whose product is annotated as adaptor related protein complex 1 subunit sigma 1. The record is from RefSeq and is a predicted model, not a curated record. Gene Ontology annotation, cellular component: AP-1 adaptor complex; intracellular membrane-bounded organelle; membrane coat. The transcript is spliced from 5 exons. The coding region runs from base 447 to 923 and encodes 158 amino acids. Gene Ontology annotation, molecular function: clathrin-cargo adaptor activity. NCBI's taxonomy places the organism in Eukaryota, Metazoa, Chordata, Actinopteri, Clupeiformes, Engraulidae. Gene Ontology annotation, biological process: vesicle-mediated transport; intracellular protein transport.
AUUUGGGUACCUACAGUUUCCAUGGAAACAAAAUCAUCCUGCGGUUUGUCAUGGCAACAGCCUGGUCGUCGCAGGCGUCUUGUAACAUUUCAGGGAAAAUAACACCGCAACCUAUAAAGAAUAAACAUUUUUUUCCAUUAUUCCAAGAUUGUCUUUAAGGUCCAAUAAAUCCCCGAAAAAUAACGCGCCUGCCAUAAAGAUAGCGGUUGUUUCUAAUCUAUUUUAGGACAUUCGCCGUGCGCAUGUUCGUAGAAAGAGGAACUGGUCGGAAUGACGCUUUCCUCCGAUUCAGGUUCCGCUCCAAGCUACUCCACAGACAGACCUUAUCUUCCAAUCCAAAUAUUGCAAACAAACAAUUUGACAUGACAUGCUAACGGUUACGAGUUGAGACCAAGAAGAGCAUAUCUAUAACUUAACAAAAGUGACAUUCUGUCGCAGUUAUCAAAAUGAUGCGCUUCAUGCUCCUGUUCAGCCGGCAGGGGAAGCUGCGGCUGCAGAAGUGGUACACGGCCACGGCGGAGCGCGACAAGAAGAAAAUGGUGCGCGAGCUCAUGCAGGUGGUGCUGGCCCGCAAGCCCAAGAUGUGCAGCUUCCUGGAGUGGAGGGACCUGAAGAUUGUAUACAAGAGGUAUGCCAGCCUGUACUUCUGCUGUGCGGUGGAGGAGCAGGACAACGAGCUGAUUACUCUGGAGGUCAUCCACCGCUUUGUGGAGCUGCUGGAUAAGUACUUUGGCAGCGUGUGUGAGCUGGAUAUCAUCUUUAACUUUGAGAAGGCCUACUUUAUCCUAGACGAAUUUCUGAUGGGAGGAGAAAUACAGGACACGUCCAAAAAGAGCGUGCUCAAGGCCAUCGAACAGGCAGACCUUCUACAAGAGGAGGACGAGUCUCCGAGGAGCGUGUUGGAGGAGAUGGGCUUGGCGUAGUUACCGCCUGCCAGACAAGCAAGGGUAGACACACACACACACACACACACACACACACAUACACACACACACACACACACACACACACACACACACACACACACACACACACACACACACACACACACACACACACACACACACACACACAGACAUACACAGAGGACUUGAAGUGUCGGUGCUGAACGCCAGGAGGACUGAGACUCUGUCGCAAGGGCAGAGGGAGGAGGGGGGAUGAUGAUGUUGAACACUGGACUACGUACAUGGUGAAGGGGGUGGGGAGAGGUGGAAUGUCGAUGGGUGACGGAAGGGAGGGGAGGGGAGGGGAGGGGAGGGGAGGGGACGGAGUGAUUGUAAUUAGGCUCUUUUUGAUGCUACUGAGUUGGGCAUGUGAUUGUAUUUUCUCAGCCUUUUGUCUUCAUCCCACUCAUGCCUUGGGGCUAGACAGCGCGGCGUCUGUGAAAUAAUCAUCAUCAUCGCGUUGCCGAUAUCCCCCCACAGCCCAGUGAUUAAGACAGCUGUCUGAGUCCCCCCCCCCACCCUCCCACCCCGUUAUCACACGUCCAGAGCGGUCACAGGUUUUUUUUUUCCUUCUUUUUUUGUAAUGUACGUGUUAUUUAAGGGACAGAUGGUGAAAGUGUAUUUCUGGCAGUAAUAAGAAAAGGUUGUGAAGCUGAAUAUCAACAAGAUGCUCCAGUCACAGCCUCCGUUAGCUGUAAACUUAAAUAUCUCCCAGAUCAUCACCCACAGUUCAUUAGAAUGACUCAUACUAGGUAAUAGGAUUGUUAACGCUCACCGUCUCUCAGGAAUGCUGGAGAAAUGCUAGGCACUCAUCGUAAUGUAAAUGAAAGGUAACAUAUUGUACUGUAUAUUUCACAUGGGCAAUGGUUGAUUUGUUUUUUCUUUUUGACUGAUUAUGUGUGUGUUGGACCAAGGAUUGAGCCACAUGUGGUUCCAUCUGUUUUUUUGGGGUGUAUCUGGGUUUUCUUCAGAGGAUUGAUCUUGUGUGUUUUUCAUCUUUUUUUGCAUCUUUUUGUGUUUGCCUUUGAGCUGCUCCAUUUUCUAAAGAUAUCCUGCUGAUAGUAUGAACUCAUACAAUGAAUGGACUGUUUUUCGGUGAUGCACUACUGAACCAGACAAGAGGACUUGAAACAUGAACAUGAAACGCUUUUUUCCCCCCUUCAUUCCAGACUUGCAUUCGUCCAGCAAUGAAAACGGAUUAUUAAAAAAAAAGGGUUUGAAAAGGGAACAAUUAUAUUUGAGAAAUGGGGUGAAAUAGUUUGAUAUUGAGUGUGUUGCAAUCAGAUUCUAUUCAUUAAAUGGUGAUUUCCAAAUUAAAAAAAAAUCGAAAAGCUUUAAAAAAAUAAAAAAGACGCCCUCCCGGAAAAUCAAAUGAAAUAUUUUGCAAACAGUUUGAAAAACGGUUUGUCUUUUAUUUCUGUCCCCGUUUCUGAGAUGAAAAUAAUGAAGAUUGUGAUCCAGCACGUUGGCAUGCACUGUCAGUUUGCAGUCAAAUAAAUUAAAAGUGUGUAUGUGUGCGAGUGAGAGAUUUUAUAAAGAAAAAUAAAUACUUUCAAUGUAA